Camellia sinensis is the source of this 1749-nucleotide messenger RNA. The record is from RefSeq and is a predicted model, not a curated record. Lineage: Eukaryota; Viridiplantae; Streptophyta; Magnoliopsida; Ericales; Theaceae.
AUGGCUGAAGGCUUCAUAUCCCAAGAGGAAAGACGAGAAGAAGAAACACUGAUGGAUGUGGCUGAACAUUUCUUGGGCGAACUAGCACAAAGGUGCAUGGUUCAAGUAGAAUUAAAGCCAGAGGAGUACUCAACAGAUAGAGGAAGCAGAAGCAAGGAGAAAAACUUCCUUCAAAUCAUUGAUUAUCGACAUACAAAUGAGCAAGUGCAUCUCUCCUCUUCAUCGAUGGAAACCUUGGUUGGUACCAGCAGUGGCAGUAAAAUACAUAGACUUGCCAUCUAUGAAGAUAAGGACAGUAGCUACCUUCACCUCCUCAAUCAAGAAGAAAGAGAUAGGCACCUUCUGUCAGUUUCAUUCUUCAACACUGGAAGAGUUGGUUACGGUGGAAGGUGGUGGAUCAGUGCCAAAAGAAAUAGGAAAACUAAUGCUUUUGAGGUACUUGGGGUUGGGAAUACUAAAUUCACAAAGUUGUCGUCAACAAUAGGCAACCUAAAGUACUUGGAAACCGUUGAUUUGCGGACAAAUUCUGAGAUCAGUGUGCCAAAUGUGUUGUGGAAGAUAGAAGGAUUGAUAUAUCUUUAUCUUCCUUUUGAUUAUUUUAUUGUUACGGAAGGCAAACUACAAGUAGAUGGCUCGAGAAAAUUGGAGAUUCUAAAAAACUUGGCUACAGAUAAGGUUGAUGCUAAAGGUCUCACCACAUUAACCAAUCUCCGGAGACUAGAUGUACGCAUACAGGAAAAUCUUGAGGACCUGGAAUUGGUCAAUAACUACCUUGUCAGCAACCACCGGCUACAAUACACAACCACUUUGGUUGUUAAUUGUGAUUUUUCUUUAGGAGAAGGAUUAAGCCUUCAGAUACAACUGCUCAAGUGUAAUUGCUUAGUUGAAUUGUACAUUAAUGGGAUUACAGGGAAGUUACCAGAAUACGACCACCAUUUCUGUCGAAGCCUCGCCCAUUUAACCCUGUUUGGCUCUCACCUUAAGGAUGACCUAAUGGUGACACUGGAGAAGCUUCCUAACUUAAAGGUCCUUUACUUAAUUAAUGCCUUUGUGGGAAAGGAAAUAGUUUGCUCAGCUCAUGGUUUUCCCCUUCUCACAGAUCUCUGUCAUUCAUAUUUACAAAUGGAGACCUGGAGGGUGGAUGGUGGAGCCAUGCCUGUUCUUUAUUCUCUAUUCAUUACAUCAUGUGAGAAUUUGAAGAUGCUUCUGGAUGGAUUGAGAUUCAUCUCUACCCUCCAUGAAUUGAAUAUUUGUGAUAUGUCCGCAGCAUUCAAUGAUAGGCUUAGCGAAGGAGGAGAGGAUUUCCACAAAUUUCGCCACAUCCCUCACAUUUGUUUCGAGUACAUAAGUCCUUUUGUAGAGGAGUUUCAAGAAGUUCCAACAAGUAUUUUAGAACCUGACAAGCUAUCAGCCCAUGGCUCACCUCAGAAGCUUAACAAGCAUAGCUAUGGCAGCACCAAUGCAAGUUCAGUUGAGCAUUUUCUAAAAAAAUCAACUGCAGUUAGUUAGUCACAGCAAUUAGUUAGGAUAAACUCAGUUGUAAUUAGUUUUAGUCAGUUAAGUUGUGCUGUAACAAUCAGUAACAAACUGUGUACACCUCUCUCUUAACAAUGAUUUGGAGAUCAAUACACUACAGGGAAAAAGGGUUAUAUCGGCAAUUUUUUUCAUGGCUAAAACUAACAGUCUGGCAUGUAUUUACAUUCUAUAUUUGUAAAUUCAUUUUCCUUUUCACCUGAUUUAGCUGAUUUC